This is a messenger RNA of Nerophis lumbriciformis (worm pipefish), 1755 nucleotides long. The record is from RefSeq and is a predicted model, not a curated record. Lineage: Eukaryota; Metazoa; Chordata; Actinopteri; Syngnathiformes; Syngnathidae.
AUGAGGAAGGGACACCUGACGCUGGAGAAGAAAGUGGUCAGCUACAGACUGAAGAGGGGACACAUGAAGCUGGAGAAGAAGAACUAUUCAGGAAAGAAGCAGGCAUCUGGUAUUCUAUCUGUAAUGGAGUGGCCAGCACAGUCAACAGAUCUCAAACCCAUUGAGCAGCUGUUGUGGGGGCAGCUUGACCGUGUGGUACGCAAGAAGUGCCCAUCAAGCCAAUCCAACUUGUGGGAGGUGCUUCUGGAAGCGUGGAGGUGCUACCAAGACCUGGCUGGACAGAUGGCUGCAUCAUCAGGGGAGGACAUCCCUGUGAAGGGUGCAGAAGAGUUGAAGAAGUCGCUGUCCAGGCAGAUGGCCUUACUGGCGCUCAUGAACAAGACAGGAUAUGAUAUUCUGCAGGCCAAUGGACAGAGGAAGUAUGGCGGACCGCCACCUGAAUGGGAAGGUCCGGCGCCUCGGAUCGAGUGCGAGGUGUUCGUGGGAAACAUUCCCAGAGACAUGUAUGAAGAUGAGCUUGUCCCCCUGGUCGGAAGGGCUGGAACCAUCUACGAGCUGAGGCUGAUGAUGGAAUUCAGCGGAGAGAACCGAGGCUACGCCUUUGUUAUGUACACCAAAAAGGAGGAGGCCCUUUUAGCGAUCCAGAUGCUGAACCAUCACGAGGUUCGUCCAGGGAAGUUUAUUGGUGUGUGCGCCUCUCUGAAUAAUUGCCGCCUCUUCCUUGGGAACAUUCCCAAAGACAAGAGUAAGGAGGAGAUCUCGGAGGAGGUCAAGAAGGUGACAGAGGGACUGCAGGAAGUCACCGUGUAUCCAAGCGCUACUGGCAAAAACCGAGGUUUCGCAUUUCUUCAGUAUGAGACGCACAAGGAGGCCGCGUUGGCUCGACGAGAAUUAAUCAGUAGAAUGAGGCUGUGGGGCCAGAACCACAUGGUGAAUUGGGCCAAGCCCAAACACGGGAAAAGAGCUACUAUGCAACAAGUCAAAGUUUCCCAGGUAGGUAACCUAUCGGAAAACCCGACAGAGGAAACACUUCAACGAGAGUUGGAGCACGUCGGAGCAGGUGCGGUGGGGCGAGUGAAGAAAUUCACCAACCAUGCCUUGAGUCACUUCGGCCACCAGAUGGAUGCUACCGGUCUCAUGAACAGGACUACAGCUCAUGGAAACAUCGGAGACAUAAAACUCUUCAAGACAAACCUGGAAGCGGUGGGUAGAAGAUCAGGCAGUAAAAGUCACUUUGGAAGCAUGACAGAAGGAGGAGCCACCCCACUCCGAGGGAUAAUGAACGAGCGCUCUUCUCUGGAUUCCACCAUUCAAUCACCUUCUUCCCAGUGGAAUUCCAAGUUUUCUUCUGGCCCAGUAAAAGCCAACCAGGAUGUGUUCCCGCUCUUUCCCGGCACACCGCUUUACCACACCUGUCUGCAGCAACUCCAACGUGAUCAGAUCACCUCGGCAGUCAGCCUGCUGGAAUUAUAUUGCGGUCUGCACAAUUUGCCGUCCCCACAUUACAAGCUGCUCUCCUCACCAGAUCAGGACGGGAACCUCCUGCUUGUCUAUGAGGUGGUGAUGAUGCUAACACGAACCAGCUUCUUGCCUGAUACCUUUUGUGUACAGCUGGAAGACGCCAAAGAGCUCGCCGCUCGCCACACGUUGCAGAAUCUCGGUAACACGUGCAACCUCACACACACUAACGCAUCCUUCUUGAUCGAUUUGCCCGGUAGCCCGUCGUUCAUCCGGUCCGCUGAUCUGAUCCGUUAG